CCCUGGUGGUUGCCAGGCAACAGCUACUCAAACCUAGGAAGAAGAGUGUUGAUUGUGUUUCAUGACCAGAACGGCAGGGAGACGCAUUUACAGCAGAAAUGGCAACGACUCCUGUACCAGUUUUGGACGGAGACUCUUGUCCAAAACUUCAGAUGGAAAAACGAGUGAAAAAUGUUUUUGUUACUCAGCCGGAGGACCCGAGAGGCAGGAAAAAAGAGAAGAUGUGCGUACCUGCUACAAAAGAAACUUCAAGCAAACUCUUAGAGGCUGGAGUGAAAGCACUAAAAAGGACACUUAUUGCAAGAAAACAGGCUGAGCUGCAUGAACUGGACGUGCAACUCGCACUCAAAACACAAGAUUUCAGGAGCUGCAUGGAGGCUCUUGCUAGUAGAAGGUCAGAGUUGGAAACUCAACAACGGCAGACUAAAGAGGAGGAGAUGAAAUUUGAGAAGUUUGUGGCUGAGAAAGAAGAGAAGCGACAAAGAGCGCUGAAACAGUGUGAAGCAACUUUGGAGCAGAACAUCCUGAAACAGAGACGGAUUGAGGAUUUAACAGAACAACUGACAAAACUAGAAACUAGGAGACACAUUUUAAAGCAGAGAACAGACAAAAACAAAAUCUACGAGGAUUAUCUGAUGAAAACUCUGGAUCGUCUCCCUAGCCUUCCCCGCCACAACAGCAGCGAAUCUUUAGCCGUGCCGAUCAUUCGACGCCACGAGACGCUGUCCGUCACCCACCAGGAGCUGCUGCAACGUUUGAGGCGAAUGGAGGCGGAGGUGGAGCGGCAGUGGCGGCAGCUGCAAAACAUGAAGCAGCAGCACAGCAUAGCAACACUGAUGUCCAGUAAAGAACUUUCUGAACUACACAGCGAGUUAGAAAGCCUGAGAGAGAAGAACAGGCAGGUUGAAGUUAACCUGCUGAUGAAACGAGGCGCAUCCAGAGAAAAGGUAGAGGAAGUUGGAAAAUUACUUAUGGCUGUCAACAAUCUUGCACAAGAGUGUUACAGCCCAGAAUUUGGACCACUGGAAGACAUGAGUGUCCUGACUAUGAUGGACAUGGUGAAGGAGUUUGUUCUGGACAAGGCGGACACGGAGAGGAGAUUGAGGAGGCUGGACUCCUGCUCCACCGCAACUCUGACCGACAAACGAUGGAGAAAGUCGCCGAAAAGCAUCGGCAGCAAAACUCAAAUCAAAAGCUCAAGUAAAGCCAGUAAAAUCAGCGACUCGUCCAACUGAUGCUGUCAUUUUCAUAUUUUGUAUUUUCUGCUAAACAUAUUAAAGUGUGUUUUUAUGGUUUGUGUUUUAAA
Messenger RNA from Xiphophorus couchianus (Monterrey platyfish), 1306 nucleotides. It is a transcript of the gene ccdc197, whose product is annotated as coiled-coil domain containing 197. Lineage: Eukaryota; Metazoa; Chordata; Actinopteri; Cyprinodontiformes; Poeciliidae. The record is from RefSeq and is a predicted model, not a curated record. The transcript has 9 exons. The coding region runs from base 99 to 1235 and encodes 378 amino acids.